Messenger RNA from Juglans regia (Persian walnut), 1524 nucleotides. Its product is annotated as protein ORANGE, chloroplastic-like. The record is from RefSeq and is a predicted model, not a curated record. Bases 57 to 1016 code for a protein of 319 amino acids. The transcript is spliced from 8 exons. Lineage: Eukaryota; Viridiplantae; Streptophyta; Magnoliopsida; Fagales; Juglandaceae.
GAAUCCAGGGAGUUACAGAGAGAGAGAGAGACACGGAGUUGAGGCGAAACUCGACGAUGCUGUGGUCGGGUCGAGUGUUGGCGGUCUCGUACCCAGUAAAACCGGCUUUUCCGUACAGUUUUCCCAAUUGGAGCGCCAACUUUUGUGAUGUAAAGCCUAAGCUCCACCCGAGAUGGCGACUCAUGGCCGCCUACCCUGAACCCUCCUCCUCCUCAUCUUCUUCUUCUUCAUUUGCUGCCUCCAUAGAAUCCGAUCCUACCGACAAGAACGCCUCCGGAUUCUGUAUAAUAGAAGGCCCAGAAACAGUGGAAGACUUUGUCAAAAUGGAAUUGCAAGAGAUUCAGGAUAAUAUUCGUAGUCGUCGGAACAAGAUUUUCUUGCAUAUGGAGGAGGUUCGCAGGCUGAGAAUACAACAGAGGAUUAAAAAUGCAGAACUUGGAAUUUUAAAGGAAGCUCAAGAGAAUGAACUUCCUAAUUUUCCAUCAUUCAUUCCAUUUUUGCCUCCUUUGAGUUCGGCAAACCUUAGGCUGUAUUAUGCCAGCUGUUUUUCUCUUAUUGCCGGGAUUAUCAUUUUUGGCGGCCUCCUAGCACCUACUUUGGAGCUUAAGUUGGGAAUAGGAGGCACAUCAUAUGAAGAUUUUAUCCGAAGUGUGCAUCUACCAAUGCAGUUGAGUCAGGUUGAUCCAAUUGUGGCAUCAUUCUCUGGAGGAGCAGUUGGGGUCAUCUCAGCAUUAAUGGUAGUUGAAAUAAACAAUGUAAAACAGCAGGAGCAUAAAAGAUGCAAAUAUUGUCUUGGAACUGGAUAUCUUGCUUGCGCUCGCUGUUCAAGCACUGGAGCGCUAGUUCUCAUUGAACCAGUGUCAACAGUCAGUGGUGGAGUUCGGCCUCUAUCGCCACCGAAAACAGAAAGAUGCUCAAAUUGUUCAGGAUCUGGAAAGGUUAUGUGCCCCACGUGCCUAUGUACUGGAAUGGCAAUGGCAAGUGAACAUGAUCCUCGGAUUGAUCCUUUUGACUAGAGCCGCGUCAUCGAGUAUGGACAUCUUGCCCAUAAAUUGUCUUCUACUCUCGAGAAUUAACUAACAUUCCUCUGUAAAGAGGAUAUAUAUAGUAAGCAAGAUUUAUACGAUGCCAAGCUUUUAUCGGUAAGUAUUAUUCACACGCUGUUUAGGUUGAUGGGAAGGAGGGAUAGAGAGGAAUAGGAGAUAAUUGAAAGGAGGAAUCACUUUGUUGCGGGUCUGUUUGGUUGCUGAGAAAAUUGUGAGGGAAGGGGGCCCGAUGUUCACAGGCAUCUGCAUCCGAGUCGGUGGAUGUGCCCACGUGAGAGGCUUUCAUGGCCUCCAUUCACUCGGCUUCGGGCCACUCCAAAAGCCAGCAGUUCCCUUUAUUUUUCCUGUCAGUUUAUUUUUUUGAGUAAUGAGUUUGUUAUUAACUGUUUUCAGUACACGAGUAACAUAUAUCAUUUCCUGAAACUUAUUUUUGAAGUCCGCACUAUAUAAUGAAUGCUUUGAAAAUCUUUUUGUCAAA